AUGGGUCUGUGGCCUUUAAAUGUCGAUGGAGUAGAAGUCACUGGGACGUCCAACAACGCAGAUAUUGUGUCUGGUGAGUUGCCGGUCUUGGCGGCCGAAAGGAUGGAGGCUGCUGAAACAUCCACCUACGUGGCUAACAUGGUAGGUGAGGCGACGGUAUUGGCUGUUAAUGGGGAUGAGGCGAUCGGGUCGCCCACCGAUACAGCCAACGCGGCAAACGAUUCUACGAUGGGGAAUAAUGACUGCGUGGAGGCAGCCAAAUCGCCUCAUGAGGCGAUCAUAGUGGCAGACGAGUCGAAAGUCGUGACGACCGACUAA
Molecule: messenger RNA, 318 nt
Organism: Peronospora matthiolae
Lineage: Eukaryota; Oomycota; Peronosporomycetes; Peronosporales; Peronosporaceae
Source: the annotation of a GenBank genome assembly